Messenger RNA from Dioszegia hungarica, 2634 nucleotides. Its product is annotated as N-acetyltransferase B complex non catalytic subunit-domain-containing protein. The coding region runs from base 1 to 2634 and encodes 877 amino acids. Gene Ontology annotation, cellular component: cytoplasm; NatB complex. The record is from RefSeq and is a predicted model, not a curated record. NCBI's taxonomy places the organism in Eukaryota, Fungi, Basidiomycota, Tremellomycetes, Tremellales, Bulleribasidiaceae. Gene Ontology annotation, biological process: N-terminal peptidyl-methionine acetylation. The transcript has 13 exons. Gene Ontology annotation, molecular function: protein-N-terminal amino-acid acetyltransferase activity.
AUGUCAGCCACAAAGAAGGACUGGCUGACAGAUGAGCGGAAGCUCCAGCCAGUAUACGAGGAUAUCCAGGAAGCACGACUCAAGCCCGCCCUCUCCCAAGUCGACCGACUCCUCAAGAAACAGCCCCGCUCUCAACCUGCACUCAUCCUCCGGGCGUAUCUCCUCAACCAGCAAGGAGCUGCAACGGAGGAUGUUCUGAAAGUGUGGAAGAGCGUGGAGGCGACGGGUGAGCUGAGUCCGAGGAGUAUGUGGUGGGCUGGGUUGUUGAUGCGGAAUAUCGGACGAUCCGAUAUCCUGCUUGACCUAUAUGUCAAGCUCUGGGAUGCUCGACCGGACUCUUCCGAAAUAGGACAGCAGGUCGUGCUCCUCUCGGUCUCGCUUUGGAACACGAGCCUGAUGUGCUCAUCCAGUCGAAAGAUGUUCAAUCUGCUCAAGACGACGACUUGGGCGAGGCUGGCCGCUUGGGCAGAAUGGGCAGAUAAAACAGCUCAGACGCCUAUACCAGCCGAUCAAGUCUUCCCCGCUCCCCCACCCGCCAACUCGCUAAGAAUAGCAGCCACCCUCCUCUCCACUACUCGGAAAGCUUGCCCUUCGCCAGAAGCGCUCUGGCUUCACGCGCAGAUAUACCUGGCCGCAGGGCAAGAAGAGGCGGCGCUGGCGCUGGUGAAGGAGGAAGGAGUCGGUGGGGGAGGUGUAGGAAGGGGGUGGUGGAGGAUCAAGACGGUACAGGAGGUCUUGAGGCGAAUGGCGGCUAAGGGCGAGGGCGGGGAUGAUGUGCGGAAUGUGGUGAAGGAGGAGAUGGGGGUGUUUUCCAAGGUCUUGAGGGAGAAUCCCGAUAUGCAGCGAAACUGGGCGAAUUACGACCACUUACUCCAGCUCAUAUCUUACGAUGCCUCCAUAGUCACCGAAGUCAAAGCCCUCUUUACCGACCUCGACACGUCUAUCGGCACGAAGGAGCGCGCACCUGCCCUCGCGCUUCUUCACCUCGACGCCCGGGCUGAGGAAGGUCGGAUGAGCGAAGCGGACUUCCGCGAGGCUAUUGAGCGGUACUGGAGGAGAUGGGGUAGCAAGGGGCUGGUAGUCGACGAUCUGAAGCAUAUUUGGGUGGAGAGGGAAGGACCGAUGGCUGGUCUGCUGCAAGCUUGGUCGGAAGAGGAUCAUACCGAUAUAUCGAGCUACUUGGCGGGUAAACACGCCCGACUGCUCAUGUUCCGCUUGAAGGCGAACGGGUGGAAAGCGACCGAGGAGGAAUUCGUGUCGACUUGGGCGUACUAUCUCGCUGGAACCACCUAUGCUGCGAAUCUGCCCAAGUCAGACGUCCGACCAGCGGAUGAGAUAGGUCUCGCAGCGGUCCAGAUUCUCCUCUAUAUCUGGUAUCAGGCUAAAGAUGAGGAGUAUCGAGAGCGACAUCUUCUUCGAGCGAUAGUAUGCCUCCGGAAGAUCUGUGACGACUCGCCAGCGUGCAUGAUGGGCCGAUACCUCUUGAUACGGCUGUACCGGCUUAUCGGAGCUCCAAGCCUCGUUGUUGCGCCAUUAGAACAGCUCGGCAUGCGGGAGAUCCAACUAGAUACGCUGUUACACGUCUUCUCGGAACGUGCUUCGGUUGAUGUCCUCCUUGGACAAACAGAAGCUGUUUGGGUAUCCUACAAGAAUCGCUCGGAGUAUAUGUAUCACAAGACCGCGGCAGACCUCUCGGAACAAAUCAAACACGCGGUCGAAAACGAAUCCUACUCCCAAAUCACCGGCAUCCGCCAGCUUCAACUCACACUCGCCACGUCCCUUCCCGCCGCUCACCUCGCUGUCGAGUCCGGCCGGAUCGCCUCCCUGAGAAGAGAUACGGCAUACCUCGCCGGAAGCGUCAUUUCGGCCGAAUUGGCGCACGCGAGGGAUGCGGACGAGGGGGCGGAUACGCGGAACUGGGAGCUGAUCCCCUUACUUGUCGGAGAGACGAGUAUGGGUGAGAUGCUCAACCUAGGAGGAGGUGGGAGGGGAUGGGUGCGGAGCUGGAGAGAGGUGGCGACGGGGUUCGUGGCUGUUGUGGCUGGUGGGGAUCUGUCUGGGCUGGUGAAAUUGGAGGGGCCGUCAGAGAGUGUUCUCGAUGGUGCCUCUACAGCCGAGCGUGCAGCACUGGAAGCCAUCGGGUCUAUCCUCCGGGGCGUAGGUACCGCCUUCACCUCUGACGGGACCGAAAGCGCAACUGCGGAAGCCGCAAGCUUGAGCACUGUAUGCGACGGCUUGAUACAACUCGCCAAGGCCGAUACUGGCUGUCGGUGGGACAAGCUCGAGUCUGCGAUGCUGCUAGUCGAGAUAUCGCGCAUCCUUGACGUUGUUUCUGGCAGAAUAGCAGUCACCGUCAAGCCAAAAGGCAAGAACAAGAAAGUGACGGCCUCGCCGGCGAUUCUAGAGUUCGCGAAAGACGUCGAAAAGCUGGAAAGCAGGUUGAAAGAAGGUAGAACCGAGGUCGUGAAGACGCUGGAUGGCCUAGAGAAGGCAGAUGUAGAGCUGGACUGGGUGUCUUUUGCGGGUUCCGCAGUAGAGGCUGAGUCUGUCGAGCGGGUCAAGAAGGACGUUGUGGCGUCCAGAAGAAUCGCAAUAGACAAUCUGCGAGAUUUGCUUACAGAUUCGAGAAAGUAG